GAAGACACAACAUAUUCAACAUCAAGGAUAAAUAGCGUAACUGAAUUCUAAUUUGUUUCAACUCAGAAUGGCCAUUGAAAAUAUCUCCGUUAUCAUGGCAAUAUUUACAACUCUAUUACUCAAUACUUGCAAAUCUGUGAGGGAAAAUUCAUUAAAAACCACCAUCACACGGCGUGAUGAUUUGGCCAAUCGAACUCUCCUCAACUUCACUGAUUCUAACACCAUUGCGUUUGAAAAGUGGAUUGAGGUAUCAGAUGGAGGGAGAUCUAAGGCUACACUAGUAAAACUUAAAGGACAGAAUUAUCAAUCAGGUAUAUUAUUCUAUCUUCUCACUCCACUAAAAAAUGGAUCAAGCUUUGCUGGAGUUCACUGGAUAGUGAAUGAUAUUGUUUUGCCAUUAUAUGACGGUGUGAUAAUUGACGUACAUAGACAGGGUCCACAUUCUCAUUUCAGAUUGUUCUAUGGCGAAUGUUCGGACACAAGGAAUUGUGUAUCAUGUGAAUCAUUUUUCAAGACGUCUGGAGAACGAGAACAAGUGAAAAUACCAUUCCGUAAUUUUUCAUCGUAUCCUCAUGUAGCAUCACAAUGUAAUUCAAAGUUCUCAGGAUUAACCCAGAAGUCACAUAUCGGUAUAAAAGUUUAUGGAGGAAGCAAUGAGCCGGAAAACCAAUGUGGUCCAGGUUCCAUUGAAAUAUUCACCAUUUCAGCAUAUAAGGAAAGUCAAAUGCUAUCUUAAAGAAAUCAAGCUCAUAGGAAUUUCAGACUAUUUGGUGUGUAAUACUUAUUGAUUUUGUGAUCGUGUUUAGUUUGUAAUAAGUAGCUUUAUCAAUAAAUAUCAUACGUCUACCUGGGAGUUUUGAAUGUUUCACGGGUUUCUUGAAAUUCAUAUAAACAUCAGUGAUGGCAAGCCUUGAUGAGAAUCAGGCAUGUGAAUGAACACGUAUUCAAAUGAUUGAAAACAUUUAUUCGUUGGUUAAUCAUGGACCUUCAGGUGUAUAACACACAUCAAAAAAUGGUUUAAUUCCGGGCUUCCAUAUGAAUGUUAAAUUUCAAAAACUUGAAC
Molecule: messenger RNA, 1063 nt
Organism: Schistosoma intercalatum
Lineage: Eukaryota; Metazoa; Platyhelminthes; Trematoda; Strigeidida; Schistosomatidae
Source: the annotation of a GenBank genome assembly